Messenger RNA from Cuscuta europaea, 2709 nucleotides. Lineage: Eukaryota; Viridiplantae; Streptophyta; Magnoliopsida; Solanales; Convolvulaceae. The record is from the annotation of a GenBank genome assembly.
CCGGGAAGCAAAUUAGGCCGCAGUCAGAUGGCCAAACCUAGGGUCCUAGCUGUUUCCGCAAAAGAAGAAGGUCAGCAGACUAAAGCUUUUCUGCAUGUGCUGAAGUAUUCCACUGGAACAGUUCUUGAGCCUGCCAAGUUAUAUAAGCUGAUACAUCUCUCUAAGGUGGAGGUUGUAACUAAUGAUCCAAGUGGCUGUACAUUUACACUGGGAUUUGAUAAUCUUCGAAGUGCAUCUGUUGCUCCUCCACAAUGGACUAUGCGAAACAUUGAUGACAGGAAUCGCCUUUUGCUUUGCAUCUUAAACAUUUGCAAGGAUGUGUUGGGUCGUCUACCAAAGUUUGUGGGUGUGGAUGUGGUAGAGAUGGCUCUUUGGGCAAAGGAAAACACAUCUGCAAUUAGCAAACAAAAAGAUGGCAAUAUUCAAGUCGGGCCUGUGGCUGAUGUGAAGGCAGAAGCUGACAUGAAAGUGACUGUUGAAAGGGAACUUGUGUCGCAAGCUGAGGAGGAGGACAUGGAGGCUCUUUUAGGCACUUAUGUAAUGGGAAUUGGCGAAGCUGGAGCAUUUUCUGAGAGGAUGAAGAGAGAACUCCAAGCUUUGGAAGCGGCAAAUGUCCAUGCUAUAUUGGAGAAUGAGCCUUUAAUAGAUGAGGUACUGCAAGGACUUGAAUCUGCUUCUAAUUGUGUUGAAGACAUGGAUGAAUGGUUGAGCAUCUUUAAUGUAAAACUAAGACAUAUGAGAGAAGACAUUGAAUCGAUAGAAACCCGUAACAAUAAGUUGGAAAUGCAGUCGGUAAACAAUAAAUCAUUGAUUGAGCAACUCGAUAAGCUUCUUGAAAAAUUACGAAUUCCUUCUGAGUAUGCAGCAAGUUUAACCAGUGGUUCAUUUGAUGAAGCACGCAUGCUUCAGAACAUUGAAGCUUGUGAAUGGCUAACCAAUUCUAUACGUGGUCUUGAAGCUCCUAAUUUGGAUCCUAGUUAUGCCAAAAUGCGAGCUGUAAAAGAGAAGCAAGUGGAACUCAACAAGUUGAAAUCUACUUUUGUCAGGAGAGCUACAGAGUUCUUGAGAGACUACUUUUCUAGUUUGGUGGAUUUCAUGAUUAGUGAUAAGAGUUACUUUUCUCAGCGUGGACAAUUAAAAAGGCCUGAUCAUGCUGAUCUACGGUAUAAGUGCAGGACAUAUGCUCGUCUUUUACAACACUUAAAGAGCCUCGACAAGAAUUGCUUAGUCCCUCUAAGAAAAGCUUAUUGUACAUCCCUUAACUUACUUUUGCGACGUGAGGCUCGUGAGUUUGCAAAUGAGCUUCGUGCUAGUACAAAGGCAUCUAGGAAUCCAACUGUAUGGCUUGAAGGUUCCACAGGUUCCAACCAGACAUUAAAUAAUGCAGACACGUCUACCGUUUCUGAAGCAUAUGCUAAAAUGCUUACAAUAUUUAUCCCACUACUUGUGGAUGAGAGUUCUUUCUUUGCACAUUUUAUGUGCUUUGAAGUUCCUGCACUUGUUCCACCCGGAGGACUUGCCAAUGGCAAUAAAAGUGUGAAUGAUGAUGAUGACGAUUUAGGCAUCAUGGACAUUGAUGACAAUGAAACCAAAGGCAAAAGUUCUUCAGAGCUAGAGGCAUUGAAUGAAUCACUUCACCAUUUGCUUGAUGGAAUACAAGAAGACUUCUAUGCUGUUGUAGAUUGGGCAUACAAGAUUGAUCCUCUGCGCUGCAUUUCAAUGCAUGGUAUCACAGAACGAUAUAUUUCUGGUCAGAAAGCUGAUGCAGCAGGGUUUGUUCGCCUCUUGCUAGAUGACCUGGAGUCUAGAAUUUCUAUGCAGUUUACCCGUUUUGUAGAUGAAGCUUGCCACCAAAUUGAAAGAAAUGAGCGGAAUGUUCGGCAGUUAGGGGUCUUGUCAUAUAUACCCAGAUUUGCUACACUUGCAACCCGAAUGGAGCAAUAUAUCCAGGGGCAAUCAAGGGACUUGGUGGAUCAGGCAUACACUAAAUUUGUUUCUACAAUGUUUGCAACUUUGGAUAAGAUUGCUCAGGCCGAGCCGAAACAUGCAGAAAUAAUGCUUUUAGAGAACUAUGCUGCAUUUCAGAAUAGCCUGUAUGACCUGGCCAAUAUUGUGCCCACUUUAGCAAAGUUUUAUCACCAAGCCAGUGAAGCUUAUGAACAGGCCUGUACACGCCACAUCAACAUGAUUAUAUAUUAUCAAUUUGAGAGACUCUUCCAAUUUGCUAGAAGAAUUGAGGAUUUAAUGUACACAAUUCCCCCGGAAGAGAUUCCAUUCCAACUUGGAUUGUCUAAGAUGGAUCUUCGAAAGGUGGUCAAAUCUAGUUUAUCAGGGGUUGAUAAGUCCAUUACUGCAAUGUAUAAGAGAUUGCAGAAGAACUUAACAUCAGACGAGUUGCUUCCUUCAUUAUGGGAUAAAUGCAAGAAGGAGUUUUUGGACAAGUAUGACAGUUUCCAUCAGCUUGUAGCUAAAAUAUACGGUGACGAGGGCAUUCCAUCUGUCUCAGAAAUGGGAGGAAUCCUUGCCUCGAUGUGAUAAUGUGCACCAGAUGCCCCUUCCGUCUCUAUGUAACAUAUUGACUUCUCUUUUUCGCUACGAAUUGGAGUGCUGGACUACAUGUCUACAUCAAUGCCAAGUUUUUGUGUGUCGUGAAAAGGAGCGUUUGUAAAAAUGAAAGACUGACAAGCAUAGCGAGCAAGAAAAUUUGAG